Messenger RNA from Thyridium curvatum, 2106 nucleotides. RefSeq lists its product as uncharacterized. The transcript has 5 exons. Gene Ontology annotation, cellular component: glutamate-cysteine ligase complex. The record is from RefSeq and is a predicted model, not a curated record. NCBI's taxonomy places the organism in Eukaryota, Fungi, Ascomycota, Sordariomycetes, Thyridiales, Thyridiaceae. Gene Ontology annotation, molecular function: glutamate-cysteine ligase activity. Bases 1 to 2106 code for a protein of 701 amino acids. Gene Ontology annotation, biological process: glutathione biosynthetic process.
AUGGGUUUGCUGGCUCUGGGAACGGCCCUCGAAUGGGACGAAGCCAAGCUCAAGGCCCAGCAGGUGCGGGAAUGGGGCAUCAAGCAACUUCUCGAGAUAUGGAACAAGGCUAAAUACAAGGAGCGUGAUGCCUUGUUGUGGGGUGAUGAGGUCGAAUACCUUGUCGUCACCUACUCCAAGGACGACCCUCAUGUGCGUCUGUCCCUGAGACAAGCAGAGAUCCUCGAAGCCCUGGCAGACGAUUCUGCCCUGGCCGCAAAGGGGGGCUGCGUGCCUGACCUGCAGGUUCUCACUGAUGGAAAGGCCAACGAGCCCUUGCCCGUCUUCCAUCCGGAGUUUGGUAGGUUCAUGCUGGAGGCGACACCGGGCAAGCCGUGGGGCAUUGGUUUCAAAGACCUUCUGGAUGUCGAGUACAACAUGAGGCUGAGGAGGGUCAUUGCAAAGGACCACAUGCGUGCUGACGAGUGGCCCAUCACUCUCACCACCUUCCCACGCCUAGGAUCGCCUGGCGAGUUCACCGAACCUCACUACCCCGUCUCCGGACCCCGGCUGCGCUCACAGUUUGUCCCCGACGAGAUCGCCAACCCGCACAUCCGCUUCCCCACACUGGCCGCAAACAUCCGCUCUCGCCGCGGCCGCAAGGUACAAGUGAACGUACCGGUCUUCCGUGACGAGAAGACGGCGUGGCCCUGGAAGGACCCGACUGUCAACUACGACCUGCACAACUGGCCCGAGGACGACGACGUGCGCAACGGGGCUGCUCCCGACAACUUCAUCCACAUGGACGCCAUGGCGUUCGGCAUGGGCAGCUGCUGCCUGCAGAUCACCUUCCAGGCCAAGAACAUCACCGAGGGCCGGCAGAUGUACGACCAGCUGAGCCCCCUGGGCCCGAUCCUGCUGGCGCUGACGGCGGCGACGCCCGUGUACAAGGGCUUCCUGGCCGACACCGACGUGCGGUGGAACCAGAUCAGCAACGCGGUGGACGACCGGACGGCAGAGGAGAUGGGCGAGAAGCCCCUGAAAAACGACAGGUGGAGGAUCCCCAAGUCGCGGUACGCCUCCAACUCGACGUACAUCUCGACGGACCCGCGCCUGCGGCCAGAGUACAUGGACCCGGACCUGGUCAUCGACGAGGACAUCAAGGCCAAGCUGCUCGAGGGCGGCAUGGACGACCGGCUCGCGACGCACUUUGGGCACCUCUUCAUCCGCGACCCCAUCGUCGUCUUCGCCGAGGACCUCGAGGAGCUCGACCUGGCCAAGGCGGACCACUUUGAGAACCUGCAGUCGACCAACUGGCAGCACAUGCGCUUCAAGCCGCCGCCGCCCGACAACAACAUCGGCUGGCGCGUCGAGUUCCGCUCCAUGGAGAUCCAGGUCACCGACUUUGAGAACGCCGCCUUCGCCGUCUUCCUCGUGCUCGUCACCCGCGCCGUCCUCUCCUUCGACCUCAACUUCUACAUCCCCAUCGCCCGCGUCGACGACAACAUGCAGACGGCCCACGCCCGCGACGCCGUGCUCGACCGCCGCUUCUACUUCCGCCGCAACCCCUUCCCCCAGCGCGUCGCCCGCAGCAUGACCUCGGGCACAAACACCCCCGCCGUCAGCCGCCCGCCCACCCCGACCGGCCCCGUCGAGGACGAGUACCGGCUCAUGACCAUCGACGAGAUCAUGAACGGCACGAGCAGCUGCCGCCGCCGCCGCCGCCAGCGCAACGGCGAGGCCGGGGCCGAGGCCGAGGCCGAGGACGACGACGACGACGACUUCGAGGGCGACUACUUCCCGGGCCUGAUCCCGCUCGUGGAGAGCUACCUCGACUCGAUGAACGUCGACGUCGCGACGCGCUGCGAGCUGGCGACGUACCUGGACCUCAUCCGCAAGCGGGCCUCGGGCGAGCUGUGGACGGCGGCCAAGUGGAUCCGCGAGUUCGUCGCGCAGCACCCGGCCUACGGGCACGACAGCGCCGUCUCGGAGGAGAUCACCAAGGACCUCAUCGGCGCCGUGGUCGAGAUCGGGCAGAAGGAGUGCUCGGCCGAGGGGUGGAAGGGGCUCGACGUGCCCGGGCUGGACAGGAUGCUGGGCAAGUUCCGGGCGCGGUGCAGGAAGUGA